Lasiosphaeria miniovina is the source of this 765-nucleotide messenger RNA. RefSeq lists its product as uncharacterized. NCBI's taxonomy places the organism in Eukaryota, Fungi, Ascomycota, Sordariomycetes, Sordariales, Lasiosphaeriaceae. The record is from RefSeq and is a predicted model, not a curated record. The transcript has 5 exons. Bases 1 to 765 code for a protein of 254 amino acids. Gene Ontology annotation, cellular component: membrane.
AUGAGCCACGGCGGCACAUCCGUUCCCGAGCAGCCUCUGGAACCCAACGUCCCCGUUGCCGAGCCUCCGCCCGACGGCGGCUACGGCUGGGUCAUUGUCGGCUCAUGUUGUGGCUUGGCAUGGAGCCUGCGCGUCACGGGGCUGGUUACGAUGGCGGCGAAUGGCGCGGCCACGCUACUUUUGGGCUUUGACGUCGGGCUGCUGAGGCGCAGGGAGGUGGUGCUGCUGCUGCUGUGGGCGUUUGUCAGCAUGUUCUGGUACAUUGUCCUGCUGUUUUCGCUGUCCGACUAUGCGCUGCAGGUCGGCUUGCCGAGCAGCCAGGCAACUGAUGUUGUGGGCCUCUUGAACAUCCGCACGGCGGUGGGCCGGCCGGUUAUCGGCAUCGUCAGCGACCGCUGGUCGAGGACCGUGACGGCUGUGAUAUGCUUUGCGCUGUGGAUUCCGGCCAACUCGUUCGGUCUGGCGGUUGCCUUUGCUGUUCUCCGUGGAGCAAUCCUCGGCAUUUUCUGGAUGACUAUCGGCCCUCUCUGCGUCGAGGUCGCCGGCCUCAGAAACCUCCAGUCGCUGCUGUCUCUGUCUUGGGCUGCUGUUGUUGUCCCCACAACUUUGGCCGAGGUGAUGGGGCUGCGACUGCGCGAGAUACCCGCCCCGCGGCCGUACCUCUAUGCUCGGAUAUUCGCUGGCCUCGCGUACAUGAUUGCUAGUAUCUUCAUGUUCGCACUAUGGCGUGUGAUACAGCGACGUGAGACACCUGCUUGGCUGUGA